Messenger RNA from Cetraspora pellucida, 3018 nucleotides. The record is from the annotation of a GenBank genome assembly. Lineage: Eukaryota; Fungi; Glomeromycota; Glomeromycetes; Diversisporales; Gigasporaceae.
AUGUUUAAAGUAGAUGGUGCUGAAUAUGCUUUCUCAACCUGGUUUGCGGAAAUAGAAUCCAAAAAAUAUAAAGCUGGGAUGACCGAAGAGCGAGCCCAAGAAAUUUUAAAUGCAAUUGACAAUGGCGAGUUCUUAAUAAAAGUAAAAUUUAUUAAAAAUGAUUCUGUAUAUGGAGAUGAAUCUCAAACAAAGAUCGCUUUUAAAAUUAUUGAUAAAUAUGAGCCUAUUUGUGAAUCAAAAAAGGCAGGUGGAAAAUACAUCAGGGAUGGCCCCAAUGUUAUACUUAUAAAGAAAAUGAAACUAGGGUUUUGGGUAGGAAUAGAUGAAAAAUUUCUGGUCAGAAAAGUCAGUGAGCAAUCUGAAGUAGAAAGACUUGAUAGCAAUGCAGUAGUUUAUGGAUUAUAUCAAAUCCGAAAGCCAGAUGUCAAUCGAUUAAUGCCUAUAAAAGAUGGUACACUUAACUGUAUAGCUAAACAAGUAAUAGAGCAUUUUGAUCAAGCCAAAAGAGGACAUGAACUCACAAAAAUUCGUUGGCAAAAAAUAAAUGAUUGGGAGAAAAAAAUGCGCAUUCCAGUGGAAAGUAUUGAUCAGGGUGAUACAUGGGAAGCUAUCAGUAAUGCCCUCAGGGGACCUCAAGCAAUCUGGCUUAUAAAAGUAGGGAAUACGAGUCAAACAAUAUCUCAGUUUGUUCUAGAAGAUGGUCGCACAUUUAGAACAUGGAAAAAGCAUACAGAAAUUAUAGAAGCGUGCAAACAACUGCAAUAUCGGGAAGGAAUAAUCAAUAAGGAAAAGAAAUCGAUUCUUUCAGAGUCUCUAAAAGUUGUUGAUUUAGCAGAGCAGAAUGCACCCGAUUAUCACGUCAAUGAUGUUAUAUGUAUCGAUAUGAAAGAAUGUUAUCCAGCAAGCAUGCGAGGUCAAGGAGAAUGUACACCAUGGUUCAAUAGGUUCGGACAUCCAAUACACUACCUUGUUCGAGUUGCAGUAAAUGGAGAAUUGCCAGAGGAUGAUAUCACUAGAUUUGUGCAGAUUGGUAUUCUAGAAAGUGUGACUAAUAAAGAGGCAAUAAUUUCACUUACUAAACAGACCAAAGUAUGGCUACCUAGAAGUCAAGAUAUUAGUUGUGCAAUUAUAGGUAAGUUUACACAAGGUGGCAAGAUUGAUGAAAAAUGCCUUACUCAUCGACUUGUAACAGAUGAAGGUAAGCUUGAUUUCUUGAUUAAAGAUUGUACUAAUGCUGGAACUUUUGUCGGAAGAGAAAAAUGUCCACUCAGAUUCAUACUUACAUAUUAUGAGGGACAUCAACCUCAAUAUACACAUUUGCAGGCCUCAAUGUUAGCAUAUGCGUAUAUUAAUUUGUUAGAGAUGCUUCAGAGAUUUGAUCCUAAUGAAGUAGUAAGGAUUGCUACAGAUUCUAUAUAUAUACGAAAAGAGACUUUAUAUAAGAUCGAAAAUAUACCGGCAUUCUUCGAGCAAGUUGAGAUAAAGUCAGAUCCAAAUUUAUGUUCACACUAUCCUUUUUGUGCAAUGUGUACUGAUCCAGAAGAAUUAUUUAUUUCAAAAUCUGAAUAUGCAAAAUGGAUUAAAGAGUUUUUAAAAACAAAAAGGCCUUUAGUAAAAUAUAAUUGCAAAAAACAUAAACCAUUUGUUUGCAGAUUUUGCUUUGGGGAAUGGUUUUAUAAACCAGACUUCUAUGCUCUUUCACAUCAACCAGAAGAACAAGAAAUCCAAGAAAUUCAAUCCAGUCAAUGGCGUGACAAAGAUGAAAAAAUAUAUAGACCAGUUACCAAUAUUGUAUACUGGCCAAAGAAUAGACAUUGGGAAUCGAUCAAAAAUAUUCCUAAAAGUACAGCACCUUCGAUUCAUGAUCCUAUUACAAGAUGUCGGAAAUCAUAUCUUAAUGGAGGAGGUGGUUCAGAAAAAACAACGUGUGCAAUUCGAAUUUUCAAAAAUAUAAACAUGGUUGUAUUUACUCAUACAAAUGCAUUAGCUAAAGAUUUUCAAGAAAAACUGGGAGAGUGGACACCUGAAUGCAUGGGAGAGAAAAAAUUUCCACGAGUUGUUAUUUGGGAUGAGGUAAUUUGUUGCGGUGAUGAUGCACAACCUCUGCCAUUCUUCGGAGAAAUGCCACAUAAUUGGUUAAAAGAGCAUGCUGAUUAUUAUGAAGAAGUUUUAACUGAUUAUCAUGCAAAAUGUCCUAAUUACAUGAACUCAAAAAAGCUAUGCACUCUCUCAGAUCACAUAUUAUCAGCACAUCGCCUAUCUCGAAGAAUUGCAUCGCAAAAAUGCCUUGAACUCCAUCAUAUUAAAUAUUCAGAUCUACCGAUUCCAUUAAUAUAUAGGCCAAGAGAUGGACGUAAACAAAACUGCCUCGUUCCAAUUCCCAGUUCAUCUGAGAAACAGGAACUAGUAAAAAAUGAUAUAGUAUAUUUAUCGUUGAAUAUGCUUCCUGAAAAAUUUAUAAAAGAUAUAUUAAGCGAAGAAAAAAUACUUGAUUGGAAUUUGGGAUAUGCUAUGACUGUGCAUACUAGUUGUGUAGAAUAUUUGAAUCAACUUGUGCGAAUUGAAGGUUCCCCAUUACCUCCUGAGAUUGAGGAAGCAAAAAAUAAGAAAGCAAUUGAGCGAUCCUUAAGAUCAUUUAUUUCUGGAAAACUCGUAGGAUAUAUGGAUCAAGAUAAGAAAAAAGACUAUAUGGUUAAACAAGUUAAUGAUUCGGUAAUGGAUUUUUAUAUGAAAGUAAAAGCUAGUACCAGUGAUAGUAAAAAACAGGUUAGAGAAAUAUUUAUUAACGGAUUAUCUCCUGAGAAUUAUUUGGAAGCUGAAAAAUUUGAAUCAGAAAUUUUAUUAAAUGAACUGGUAGGAAGAUUAUGGGUAUUAGAGUCAGAAUGCAAAGCUAAGUAUAUUAAAUUAAAAGCAGAAGUAAUAAACAUAAUUAAAAAUGCAUUUAAAAAUGGUGCUGAAGAUCUUAAAAAACUAAAAACUGAACAACCAGAAUUUUAUGACUUUUAUUUUAAGAUAUAG